AUGUCCUCCUCCGAGCAGCACAUCGAGGUUGAUGCUGGGUUCGAAACGGAUUCUGCCGUCGGAAGCAUCGAGGACCAGCUCUCCGCCUAUUCGCAAUCGCUCACAUCCAGUGUCACGGCCUACCCAAUCGAAAACGGUCGCCGGUACCACGCCUACAAGGAUGGCGCCUACUUCAUGCCGAAUGACGAGAACGAGCAAGACCGACUCGACCUCCUCCACCACAUGGUAAUGCUGGUCACGGGCAAGCAACACUUCUUCGCGCCUAUCAAAGAACAAGAAUUGAAGCGCGUUUUGGACGUCGGCACGGGAACAGGCAUCUGGGCUAUCGAGGUUGCGGACAAGUAUCCGGAUGCGCAGGUGCUCGGGAAUGAUCUUUCUCCCGUGCAGCCGAACUGGGUGCCACCGAACGUAAAGUUUGAAGUCGACGAUGCCGAAGCGCCCUGGACUCACGCUACGCCCUUCGAUCUUAUAUUCGCUCGGCAGCUGGACGGCUCCAUUUCUGAUUGGCCGGCGCUCAUCGGGAACAUGUUUAAGUGCACUAGGCCGGGAGGCUGGACCGAACUUCAUCUCUUCGACACACAUUACAGAUCCGAUGACGGUUCGCUGAAGCCCAAUGCCCACAUCAACCAGUUCCUCGCCACUUUGGAGGAGGGCUGCAAGAAGCUCGGCAAAGAGCUUUAUCCAGGACCGCUGGCAGAGGGAUGGCUGAAAGAUGCAGGCUUCGUCAAUGUACAUUCACGAAUGUACAAAAUACCGUUAGGCCCUUGGCCCAAAGAUCCAAAGAUGAAAGAGAUUGGCCUUGUGAACCUGAUGCAGUACCUCGAUGGAUUGGAGGCAUUUUCUUUCCGCAUGUUCACCAACGUCCUCGGGUGGCAGCUCGAAGAGGUAAAGGUCAUCAACGCGAAGGUGCGGGAAGAGCUGAAGAGCAAGUCCAUUCACCCUUACUACACGUUCUUCGUUACGUAUGGUCAGAAGCCAGAGUGA
Molecule: messenger RNA, 984 nt
Organism: Lasiodiplodia theobromae
Lineage: Eukaryota; Fungi; Ascomycota; Dothideomycetes; Botryosphaeriales; Botryosphaeriaceae
Product: Methyltransferase type 11
Exons: 6
Coding region: 1-984 (327 amino acids)
Molecular function (GO): methyltransferase activity
Source: RefSeq, a predicted model, not a curated record